AUGUCUCGGCCACCAGGAAGAAAGCAGGAGAACCACAAAAUAAGCAAAGAACUUUUUGUACUCACAUAUGGGGCUUUGGUAGCUCAGCUGUGCAAGGACUAUGAAAAAGAUGAAGAUGUCAACACCUGUUUAGAUAGAAUGGGAUACGGCAUUGGCGUAAGGCUGAUUGAUGAUUUUUUAGCUCAUUCAGCUGUGAAAAAGUGCCGCAGUUAUUCUGAAACCGCAGACAUGAUUGCACAGGAAAUUUUGAUAAUAGAUUUUGAAGACAUUCGUCAUAUCGUAAUGCGAAGUACAGAUGAAACUAAACUGAAAGCAUAUGAGGGCCUAGCAUGGUUAACUAGUUUUUGUUCUUGCGACAAAGACUUGAAGUUUGAAGGAGCAGCAGAUGUGUAG
Molecule: messenger RNA, 393 nt
Organism: Tauraco erythrolophus (red-crested turaco)
Lineage: Eukaryota; Metazoa; Chordata; Aves; Musophagiformes; Musophagidae
Source: RefSeq, a predicted model, not a curated record